Messenger RNA from Zophobas morio, 3355 nucleotides. It is a transcript of the gene Galphao, whose product is annotated as guanine nucleotide-binding protein G(o) subunit alpha. The coding region runs from base 279 to 1343 and encodes 354 amino acids. Gene Ontology annotation, biological process: adenylate cyclase-modulating G protein-coupled receptor signaling pathway. Gene Ontology annotation, cellular component: heterotrimeric G-protein complex. Lineage: Eukaryota; Metazoa; Arthropoda; Insecta; Coleoptera; Tenebrionidae. Gene Ontology annotation, molecular function: G-protein beta/gamma-subunit complex binding; GTP binding; G protein-coupled receptor binding. The record is from RefSeq and is a predicted model, not a curated record. The transcript is spliced from 8 exons.
GAGGGGUAGGGCGCGAUGAAAACGAACCAUCUGCCGAUGGCCACUUCGAUCUGUCGAUCCAAUCUUUGUCCGUGUUAAGCGUCCGGACGCGUCCGCGUGAAAUUCGCCGAAACCCAAUAAGCCCAGCGAAUCACGGUUUCCGGAUGUUGAUUUCUGAUAGUGCGUCGGCCGUAAAGUGGAUUAAGUGAUCGAAGAGGCGAACACGUGUGCAAAGGUGCGUGCUUUCGUGGUCGAGUGCAGCAAACGCCGCCAAGACGUCGUGCAUCGAGGACUGCGCCAUGGGGUGCACGGUUUCGGCGGAGGAGAGGGCGGCGAUCGCCAGGACCAAGCAGAUCGACCAGACGCUGAAGGAGGAGGGCCAGAAGGCCAAAAGAGACGUCAAGUUGUUGCUGCUAGGCGCCGGAGAAUCAGGGAAAAGCACGAUAGUCAAACAAAUGAAAAUUAUCCACGAAAGUGGGUUCACAAGCGAAGACUUCAAACAAUACCGACCGGUAGUGUAUAGCAACACUAUUCAAUCCCUUGUGGCCAUCCUGCGGGCCAUGCCAAACCUCGGAAUCAGCUACGGCAACAACGAGCGAGAGAUCGAUGGGAAGAUGGUUUUCGACGUGAUCCAGCGGAUGGAAGACACCGAACCAUUUUCCGAAGAGCUCCUCGCUGCGAUGAAACGGUUAUGGGCGGAUUCCGGGGUGCAAGAGUGUUUCGGACGUUCCAACGAAUACCAAUUGAACGAUUCCGCUAAAUAUUUCCUGGAUGACUUGGACCGAUUAGGUGCCAAAGAAUACCAACCCACGGAACAGGAUAUCCUCCGUACGAGAGUCAAAACGACGGGGAUUGUCGAAGUACACUUUUCGUUUAAAAAUCUCAAUUUCAAAUUGUUCGACGUGGGCGGUCAGAGGUCGGAGCGAAAGAAGUGGAUUCACUGUUUCGAGGACGUGACGGCAAUUAUUUUCUGCGUAGCGAUGAGCGAAUAUGAUCAAGUUCUGCACGAGGACGAAACGACAAACCGGAUGCAGGAGAGUUUAAAACUGUUUGAUUCGAUCUGUAACAACAAAUGGUUCACGGACACAUCUAUAAUUCUCUUCCUUAAUAAGAAAGACUUGUUCGAGGAGAAAAUUAGGAAGUCGCCUUUAACAAUAUGUUUCCCAGAGUAUGCAGGUGCGCAAGAAUAUGGCGAGGCGGCAGCGUACAUCCAAGCACAAUUCGAAGCGAAGAACAAAUCGACAACAAAAGAAAUCUACUGCCAUAUGACCUGUGCCACAGAUACGCAUAAUAUCCAGUUUGUAUUCGAUGCAGUCACUGAUGUGAUCAUAGCUAAUAAUUUGCGCAACUGCGGCCUCUACUGAGAAACUUCUAAUUACUAUUCCUUUUCAUACGUUAUUGACUUUAGUACAUGGAUAAACCAAAAAAAUAAAACAGACAUGGUAGUGCCGGUGUAUUUGUCAAACGUUACGGUAUUUCUCGUUUAGGGGAGGUCCCGGCAACGUUAUCGUUAUAAUUGUACCAAAGUUGAGUGAGAUGUUGAAAUGUGUUCUUUUAUGUUGAUCGAUGAGUUGCCGAGUUUGAUGAAAAUUACUACAACAGACACAAUAAGAGGGUAGCUUUCCUGUGCUUGAUAAUAACAUCGGUUGACAAUGUUGAAUUUUAUUUUUCAUUCUAAAUAUCGUAUUUAUUGCACAAUGUUCUGUUAAUAUUUACGCACAUUUUUUAAUGUAAUUUUAACAAUCAACAUCGCGGAUCUUUGCACAAGUUGAUUUUAAGAGGAAAUUAUAUACAAGAUACUGUGCCAUUAAGAAGAGAUUGCAUUUAUCAACGGAAUUAUAGUAGUUGCUUUUCUUCUUUCGACCUAAGUUAUUGUUUUUAUUUUAUUAUAUUAUAUGGUUCGAUGUUAUUUAUGUUUGUAUAAUUUUAAUAAAAGAACAAGAGAAUGAACUAUAUUGAAUAGGUUUAGUUACCAAAUUUGUAAAAAAAACUAAGUAUGUGUUAAUGAUAAUGUGGAACCAAAUUAUUACUGUCUCGGCUCAAGUAGCGUUCAUCUACAAUAUGAUAAACAUUAUUAUAAUAAACAUUCUAAGUAUAAAGCCUACUUGUGUGUAAUUAGUUUCGUAAAAGUAUAAUAUCAAAACGAACUUAUUUUUGUAGAUUUUGUUAUUAUACUUUACUGUCCGAAUUGAAUCAGGAAAAUAUGGACCUUUUAAUGAACAGAUGCAAAUAUAAUGUAAUACAUUAAUGUGUACAUAAAAUUAUAUGGCGCUUUAACAGAUUUAAAAGUAGCUUCAGUACCAUUUCGUAGUGUAGCCAGUGCAUUUACUUUGAUCAUACUGUAAUUUAAUGACAUGCAUUUUUAAGUGAUACAUUCCUCGAAUAUUUUGUAUCUCCCAUUUUACGCUUUUUUUUUACAAAAACAAAAAGGGGAUUUGUAAGUGUAUCUAAUUACUCACUCUCUAUUCACUCAAGCAGAAGUUAUUUGAAUACAAUCAUCCAUUUUUAGAGCAAAAACUAGUAAUUGUCGUAUCAGUAUAUCAAAAAUAACGUAAAAUACAUAACAACUCCAACAAGUGGGCACUAAACAUCGUUUCGUUGAUAUUCCGUUCCUUCAUUUGCGUUUCGCCGAUUUUGUUGUGUAUUCUAUGUUAAUUUUGCGCAUACAACCAAACUGUUAUGUAAAAAAAUGUAGUAUUUAAUAUCUGGUAGUAUCCUAUUGAGUCAUGAUUGAAUCUCUAGUCAGUUUAUUUUCUAAUAAUUGUGACUACGGCAUUAUAAUUUUUUUGUAAUUUAUUUCAAAAAUAAAACCAAGAUGUAACCCACAAUUGUUUUAAUACAGGUUUAAGUUGUGCGACAUCUACACAGCUAGAGAAAAAGUAGUCCAAAAUGGACAAUUAAACUUGUAGGUAGGGUGCGGAUUACUAUACAAUUUAUCUGGAUGCACAAAACGUGGACGAACUAUAAGAUAAAAGAACGUUGCUUUCGUAUUAACCAAACGAUUUUUCACACAUUUUUGUACUUCGACGUCUCGUGGAUUUAAGACAUAUCUCUUUCACUUGAAGUUCGGUUUUUCGAUCAGUUCAUACUUUCGUCGAUUUGCUCAUAACACCCGUACAAGUUUUUAUUGUAAUUAAACCAUGAGACUGUCCAAGUUUUAGCCACAUGUACACGCAUACUAUUGACUUGUUGCUUUGUUGUGAAAUAAGACUAAUUAUAAGAAGAUUAUUAAAGGUACGGCGCUAGUUAAUGCAGUGAAUGAUGUACAUGUUUUCCAAUAUCAGUAAAUGUAACAUUCAUAACUGAGGUUGUUCUCUCAUUGUAUGUUUGUUUCUCUGUGAUGUGAAUACGAUAAAUAAAUUUUACCCAUUUCGAA